AUGUUUGCACUCGCAGCGCGUCGCACUGUCGCUUCCGGCCUGCUCUCAAGACCAUUACUACGCGCAUAUAGCGUGGCUCCACCACCAGACCUGGAUGAGGGGGAGAGAAAUAUAUUCUCGAAGCUUGCAGAGCGAUUCCAACCAUCUGCUCUCAAUGUCCAGGACGUGUCAGGCGGGUGUGGGUCAUUCUAUGCAAUCGCAAUAACCAGCGAUGCCUUCAAGGGCCUUUCGACAAUAAAACAACAUCGACUGGUGAAUGACGCACUGAAGAGGGAGAUUGAAGGGAUCCAUGGACUUCAGCUCAAAACGCAGCCCACUCAAUGA
Peniophora sp. CBMAI 1063 is the source of this 324-nucleotide messenger RNA. Lineage: Eukaryota; Fungi; Basidiomycota; Agaricomycetes; Russulales; Peniophoraceae. The record is from the annotation of a GenBank genome assembly.